UGUUAUUUUAAUUUGUAUUGCUGUUUUACGGGAAGACUGCAAUUAAAAGCAAAAGUAUUUUAAUUUCUGUCUCUUUUUAUUUUGAAGUUUGCUCAAAAUUUUAAUGACAUUAUUUGCAGAUAUUUUGGAAGAUGGCAGCUCGUUUGUUGGCCGCUUUGCAUCAGAUGAGGUCGUUUUAGUGUACUCGUAGGUUUCAGAGAGGAAGUGGCAAAAGCGAGAUAGGAUCGCCUUAUCUUGUGUCGGAUCCCAUCAAUAGGAGUCAUGCAAUAAGCCCUUUUUCUUUCUGCACUAUUAACAUACAUACUUAGGUGCUGCAUGCACAUUAAUGAGGGAAAAAAAAUAAAAGAUUUUCGCUAAUGUCUGCACUGUAAUGAAAUUUUUAAAGGGGUCUGAAUACUUUCCGCAUCCCCUGGAUAUACUCUAUGUGUAGUGUGUGUGUGCCUUACAGUUCUGAGGACCGGGGUUCAAAUCCCGGCCCCGCCUGUGUGGAGUUUGCAUGUUCUCACCGUGCCUGAGUGGCUUUUCUCCCUCGUGAGGAUAAGCUGCUUGGAAAAUGAAUGUGUGUGUGUGUGUGAGAGGUAUACAGGAUGCUGGUGUGAUGUCAAAGUAACAAAAAAAAUUAAUAAUGAAUAAAAAUAAGGGGGUGGGGUGGGGAUCAAGAAUCAAGAGAAUGUUUUUUUCCCCUUUCAGCUAGGGAUGGAUUUCCUUGGACUGAUCCUAACGGUGACUGCCGCUCUACAGUGUGCCGGUAGGCAUUUGCUGCAUUAUGAAUUUAAUUACUGAACUUUUUUUUUCUCUUUUUUUUUUUAAAUUCCAAAUAAAUAAAUUGCCACUUUCAGGUCUUCCCCAUAUGCAAAAACGCAUCAAAUUUGAAGGCAAUUACACGCUGUCGACUGCCAUGAUUCCUGCUCAGAUUCGUACCGACAUUUUUUAAAAUGUUAUUUAAAAAGUAAUGCUGACAUAUUGCAAGCAUUUUUGGGGUACCGACCCCCUUUUUUUUUUUUGCAGUCAUUUGAACAACAGUUUAACCAAAUAUUAUCCUUGACUUCUGAUUCCAAAAAUAGUUAUCAAUCAAUAUGUUGUGGGUAUGUAAUAAUAUUUUUGUCUUCUCAUCUAUGGACCCACCCAAAACUUUGAAGCAUGACCAAACAACUUUUCCCUUCCCCUCAGCCACAUCUGAGCUUCGUUGUGAGGGGCUCAACUUGGCUUCUUUCCUGCUCCUGGAGGGCGAAUCCCUUCACUUUGUUCCGUACGUCCUACAAGACUCCGAGAUCGCCCCAAACCAGUACACCUGGUUCCGAAUCAACUCCAGCAACAAGCUGGUCGUCCUCCCAUCCAAUGAGAAUGAGAGGAUUCACUACCACGGCAGCAGUCUAUUGCUGUUGAACGCCACGCAGGAGGAUUCCGGCUGCUACAUAGCUCGUUGGCGGAACUACUCGGACCAGCCGUGGGAGAACUAUUAUGUCAAAGUCAAAGUUGUGGAAGCGCAUCGUCGAAAUGACAAGCUGCUCUUCCACGGAAGUCUGGAUGUCUCCGGAAGUAACACAGACGUGGUAUGUCCUGACCCGGUGAGUGACACCUGCCAGAAAAUGGGCGGAGUCAUCAGCUGGCAAAAGGUGAGGACACGCCUACUCUAUAUGCGCUUUUAUUUCAGCAGGAAAAAAUGUUUCGGGGCAUUUUUCCUCCAGAACUUCAAUCUAAUUCCUGGUCGACGGGAACCUCAGAUGUGGCUCUACAACGUCACACCGAAGGACGAAGGCGUGUACACGUGUGUGUGCACGUGGAUUCACAGGAACAACACGUACAGGUCGUCGGGCUCCAGGGAGCUCAAAGUCAAAUGUGAGUCCGCGCGUUUUAAAAAAAAUCAUCAGGCUUUUUAUCCGUUCCACUUCUCUCCGCUGACCAUCUUGUCCCCCACGAAGAAGGAGAUGCUCAUCUACGAGGGUGAUCCAGUUCAGCUCAACUGUUCCGUGUUUUGCGGCAUCAACGUGCAUUCUCACUGCUCGGCUAAAUGGCAGCUGGACGGGAAGGAUGAAGAUUGGGUCGGAUACGCUCAGAACACCGACGUCUCCAUCCUUCCACCGUCCCAGUUGACGGUCGCCACAGCAAUCCUCAGCAUCUCCAAAGUGUCGUCCAAAGAUUUCCCAAAAGAACUGAAAUGCGUCGGCAGAAGCCGCUACAUGAAAAGCGAGCGGUCCUUGACUCUGCGCUCUGGAGGUUCGCUCACUCCGGUGUUCGUUGGUGGGGUGUGUGUUUUGGUGUUGUGCGCGGCUGCCGUGUUCCUGGUCAAAUUGUUCAUUGUGGACAUUAAACUUCUCUUAAGACCUUACUUACCCACGGGCGACUGCAAUAAAGCUGCAGACGUGAGGCAGUACGACGCGUUGGUUUUGUGCGAGACGCAGAAGGCGGGCGAGAAGCAGCAGCAGGAGGCCGCUUUGCGUCUGGCCGCUUUCAUGGACGAGCUGGUGUCGGUCCUGGAGAAACAAUGCCGAUAUCGACUCUUCAUACAACACAGGGACAGCUUACCAGGAGAAGAUCGCGUUGCACAGGUGCAGCGUGCCAUCGAGCAGAGUCGCAGUCUGAUGCUGGUUAUCUCCGACCACCCAGAAUCGUCCAAUCAGCAGCCUGACUCCUCCCCUCACCUCGGCAUGGCUGGCUUUGAUUGGCAGGCGGGUCUGCACCACGCCCUGACCCGGCACAAAAUGGCCGUCAUCGUCAUCCAGGUGGGCCAAACCGGGGCAGCGGGGUAUGCCCACCUGUCAAUGACCCUGCGCCACCUGCUCGCCAAGAACGCUCCACUCAAGUGGUCGCCCAAGUCUCGCUUGGCCGCCACACGCCACUCGCGCUUCUGGAAGAAGGUUCGAUACCUGAUGCCCACCAGGCCAGCUGCGCCCGCCAACUGACACGCCUGGCAUUGAUGUUUUUGGCCACAAGAGGGAGACAAACACAAGAAUGUAAUGUGUUUCAAAUAGCAUCCCUGCCUUGGAACCCUAAACCAUCCUUCAAAUUCUCAUUCCAAACCCAAACCCUGCCGUGAAACUCUAACCCUAGCUACAACUCUUGAUUUGAAACCUUCAUCUUGGUUUGAAACCCUAAUUCUAAACAUUAUUCUUCUUUGACACCCUAACCCAGACUUUACAACCAUACUUUGAUAAUCCUAACUAUUUCAUGAAACUUUUACACAUUUUUUAACCUGUGGCCACAUCUUUGCCCCCGGGCCUUGAGUUUGACACCUGUUUUAAACCCAAACGCCGCCUAAAAAACCCUCCUUUACACCCUCGACUCUUGUUUACAACGCAAAUGUGAAACCUUAACCUUUCUUUGAUUGCUUUUCAACCAUUAAAAGCGCCGGCACAAAAACUCUGCGGAUUUGUCUGCAUGCAUGCUGUGCACAUGGCCCCAUAUGACCUUUAACCCCUCUCAUUUGGAUGUGUGUGCACGUGCUCGUGUACGCGUGUGGGACGGCGGCACACUCCCGCUGAAAGGGAAACGGGGGGGAAGGGAAGGUUCUGUAUGUUUAGCUUGGCAGCUGGGAUCUGCUCCUUGCUUUUGUUUCCCUUUGACCUUUGUGACCCGACACUCGCCCUGUCGACCCGCACACAC
Syngnathoides biaculeatus (alligator pipefish) is the source of this 3603-nucleotide messenger RNA. It is a transcript of the gene il1rl1, whose product is annotated as interleukin 1 receptor-like 1. The transcript is spliced from 10 exons. Lineage: Eukaryota; Metazoa; Chordata; Actinopteri; Syngnathiformes; Syngnathidae. Bases 1077 to 2903 code for a protein of 608 amino acids. Gene Ontology annotation, biological process: signal transduction. The record is from RefSeq and is a predicted model, not a curated record.